Messenger RNA from Rangifer tarandus platyrhynchus (Svalbard reindeer), 588 nucleotides. The record is from the annotation of a GenBank genome assembly. Lineage: Eukaryota; Metazoa; Chordata; Mammalia; Artiodactyla; Cervidae.
AUGGCCGUCCUCAAGCUGCAUGGAGAAGUAAAGCCCUAUCAUCGCCAGAGGCCGGGGCCAGGUUCCCAGAAUGCAAAUACAGCAUCUUCCCUUCACUGUCAGACUGAAGAACAGAUAAACGGGAGCCUGGCUCUACGGAACCCUGGUGCGGAAACCAAACUCCUGUCAGUAUUCCAAAACGAUUCUAAAGCAACGGAAGCAGAGCUGCACGCCUGCGGGGCUGAGGCGCACGGGGACCCCUCGGUGAAGGGCUGGAGCCUGGACGCCUGCGGGGCUGAGGCGCAAGGGGACCCCUCAGUGAAGGGCUGGAGCCUGAACGCCUGCGGGGCUGAGGCGCACGGGGACCCCUCGGUGAAGGGCUGGAGCCUGAGGUCCUGUGCUGCGUCUGCUGAGCAAGGUCUGCACAAGUCACUCAGUCCUGAAUGGCAGUCUGGAAUUCAGUGUCCUGACGGCUUCUUUCUGGCUGAGAAGAUGGAGGACACAGCUCACCCUCAUUUCCCGUCUGGAUAUAUUGAUCAGAAGGUGGAGGACAAAGUCACCCUCAUUUCCUGCCUGGAUACAUGGAUCAUGAGCUUCCUGUCUGAUUAG